ACCAACUCUGACGUCUUCAUACGUCCGAACGCUAUUGGCUAUUGCACUUCCGUACAUUUCAAGCAGGGAAGCAUGGCAGCAGGAGAGCUUUGGAACCGGGUAAACAUUCCCUAUCCCUGCGCCACCUCGGCCGUCAAAAUACAACUUGCUUCAAGAACAGUUAGAAUCGUCAAAGCCAUUCAGCUGGAAAACGACGAGGUCCUCACCCUUCUUCAUAAUAAGAUCCUUCAGACGGAGAUCCGAGUCCUGUACGAGCUGAUGUACAUCCUGAACAACAGCUACAGGGGCAACAAGACCUUCAAGGGCUUACAGCGGGUUGAACAAUGUAUAAACAGACUGAAGAACAUGAAGCUUGAUGCUGCUCUUCAGGAGCUGGUAGAACUGUGCCCUAAUCAGAUCCAAAUGGCGUUGUGCGAGGAGACAGGGGAGUGUGAUGUUCCGAGUCAACCCAUACUAGAGUGGACCUGUCUUAAAGUGCUGGGAGCUGGCAAGCUGCUGAGCUGCACUUUGUCUCGUUGCAGCGACGCUUUUCUACUCGCAAACCAGCAGAUGAAAUGGGAAGAGUUUCUCGUGUUGAAUUUGGUGUUAACCAGCAUGCUCAGUCGCUUGUGGGUGAUUUUCCGCGGUUUACUGGUCAGCCUUUCCAAACUGUACCAGUGGCUCCUGAAACUCCUGGAGGAUGUGGCCCAGGCCCAGCCGAUGCCCUACCUCACCGACGUGGUCUUGCCAGCAGGUAUGGCUGAGUUCCUGGGUCCCGCUGAUGCUUUCGUGCUGAAGAGUCAUCCAGCAUUUCACGCUCGCCUCAAAGAUCAGAAAGCGGACUCGCAGACAAGGAAGAAAGCUUCAGCUGAUGUCAGAAACAAGAAACAGAUGAUCAAUGUUACAGAAGACCUCGGGGUUUCCAUUGGAAGAGGUAUGAAGUCACCCGAGUACAAGCACAAGCAAACUGACCGACCAGAUAGCCCUAAUUAUCAGGGGUUGUUUGCUAAAUCUAGUAAGUUUGUGUCGGAAGGACUGAGAAACGAUGCCAAGAAACAGAAGUUCAAGAAACAGGCGGAGGAGGCUACAACUUUUACACUCAUGUCUGCCAAUCUGGAGAAGAUGAUUCAGUGGUGCAGAUCCGAAGGGAUGAAGAAGACAAAACGUCUCCUCGCAUUCCUGCGGCUGAAGUGCCAAAAGAUGAAGUGUCUGGAAGCAGAAGGAUACAACGUUCAGAGGAAGCUUCGGGGCUUCAGACAAGAAGUGUGCCUGGCUUUAUCUCCCCAGGGAUCAGCAGGGAGAACCUUUGGUUUUCCGGCGACAACAGCGAGGGUCGUAGGCCGAAGAACACGUUUUCAGUCACUCAGGAAAAGAUUUAUCGGAUCUAGAAACAGGACUGGUGUAAAGACGACAGGACGACGCAAAGAAACUGAGCAGCAGAUUUAUUUUAAAGAUGUCCAAAAAAGCAGGACUGCAAGCAUGGCAGGUUUACAGACCACUAACUCGGGUAGCAAGGAUGACAUAGAUGAUAUAUUUGCAAUUGCAGGCUUGUGACACACUUAAAAUCAAGACUGAGAUGACGAUGUAUGGCGAAGGUCGGUCGUCUGUGUAAAGUGCAUAGGUGCUGCUAAGUAUAAUAUUAGAACUUAUAUAUUUACAUUUUAAAACUUUGAAAUCAUUUUUUUAACCUAAGCCUUGAAACUAUUUUUAACUUAAGCCUAUUUCGUAUUAGCUUAAAAGACUAAAUGUGCAAGAGUAGAAUGCAAAUAUUGUCCGUGUGGCAAGCUGUUUACAUGCAUCUCAGUAAGAUCGUGUCUGAAAGCAUAAAGCAUUACAGAUCAAAUGGAAAUGGACUUAUGAAUUGUAUAGACAGAAAAUAACGGUAAUCAAUGUCACUUUUGUUGACAUUUCCAGUAUCACAGGAUGUUGGCCAACAAUCAGAACUCAUAAUUAUUUCCAGAGUCAUCGGGUUGUCUUGUUGAUGUCUUUGCAGCCUUGAGGCUCAGUACUUGUUGCCAAAGACAACAUAGUUCAUCUACUGUGCUGUUUAUUUUUCUAUGGAAAUAUGACCGUAUCAAGUUGUAGUGAUGGUUAUUUGAGUGAGUCAAAAAUAUUUUUUUCUCCACGGUUGAAGCCUUGAAAGUCAGCUUCUUACAUGUGAAGUCACUUAAACAAUAAAGUGCUCUUCAAGAUAUAGACAUGGAAUGUAAAAGUGUCUGUAAAGUAAGCUCAUUAACUAAAAAUACUACAUAGGAGUCAGAUUCUCACCAUUUACUGGAUCACCAGUUAAAAAUCCCAAUAGCAUGCACUUGGUUAUGAGCUGCUUUAGCUAUACCUUUUAAAAGCUUUUUUUUUAAGGCCCUGUGGAUAAAUGGCAGCAUUAGUGUCGCAUCAGUGCAAGAAGACUCUUUACUUCCCUCAGCCGGGAAGCAUGGAAUAGCAAAUGCCUGACAACGAGUGGUUCCUCGUUCUAAUAGCAAGUUAUAGUAAACGAAUGGUUCCUGUUCCGAUGCCCUAUUACUGUAAAAUAAAUGGUUCCUCUUGCUUCAUAUCAGUAUUUAAACUGCUCGGUGCUUUGUUGGUAAUGGAGAAGUCUUUGUGAAUGUUUUGAGGCAUUGCUUGUGUGCGAAAUACUGUACUGCUGGUCCUAAAGCAAGAGGAAGAGAACACAAGCCUGUACUCGUGUGCCGUUUCCCCACCUUAUAAUGGAAGAAAUGUAACAACAGAGACUCCCAGGUUGUGAGUGGCUUACGUAUUUAGUGGCUUGCAUUAGUACUCAUGCCGUUUGAAGUUUUUCAUAUCAAUAUAUUUUAUUAGGAUUUUCCAGGACUCCUAGGGAGUGUGGAAUGUGCAUAUAUCAUUUUCCAGGUUGGAACAAGUAUGGACCAAGAGUGUGGGUAAAAGUUAGAUUUUCUAGAAUUCUGUUCUUCCAAAUUCUAGAUUAUAAAAAUCUAAUAAUUCUUAAUGCGGUAAUUAUAAUAUUGAUUUCUUGUAUUUUGACAUGCUUUAACUUUCAUUAGCCAAAUCACACCUGAAUGUUAACAUUUUCCACAUCUGUAUUUUGUUUUUUGACAUGACUGAAUGCACACCAACUCAAAAAUCUAAACAUGACAUUUUACAGUCUGUUUGGUGUCUAAGCAGCUUAUGAGAGGUUUGGCAGAAAUGAAUAAACAGCAUCAUGAGGACCAAGGAACACACCUGACAGGUCAUGGAACCACAGUAGGAAAUGGCGGUUGCCGCUUUUUGCUGCAGGAAUAUUUCUGCAAGGACAGAGUAGAUGGAGCUAAACGUAGGCCAAUCUUUGUAGGAAUUUGGAAUGUUUGCAAAAGACUGAGGUGGAGGCUCGCCUUCCAUCAGGACAAUGAACAUGCAGCCAGAGUUAAAGAAUCGCUAACACCCACAAGAUCUUCAUGUGUUCAAAUGGCCAAUGCAAAGUUCAAACCUGAAAACUGAGGACCAGUAGUUGAGACAUCUCAAUCGUUUUCAGCUGUAAUUAUGCAAGAGGUGGUUCUAUAAAGUAUUGACUGAAAUGAGUCAAAUAAAAUGCUUGUAACGGUUU
Messenger RNA from Fundulus heteroclitus (mummichog), 3538 nucleotides. RefSeq names its product nucleolus and neural progenitor protein (gene rmp64). Gene Ontology annotation, biological process: positive regulation of Notch signaling pathway. The transcript has 8 exons. The coding region runs from base 73 to 1533 and encodes 486 amino acids. Gene Ontology annotation, cellular component: nucleus. Lineage: Eukaryota; Metazoa; Chordata; Actinopteri; Cyprinodontiformes; Fundulidae. The record is from RefSeq and is a predicted model, not a curated record.